This is a messenger RNA of Merops nubicus (carmine bee-eater), 675 nucleotides long. RefSeq names its product RAB27B, member RAS oncogene family (gene RAB27B). The record is from RefSeq and is a predicted model, not a curated record. Lineage: Eukaryota; Metazoa; Chordata; Aves; Coraciiformes; Meropidae. Gene Ontology annotation, biological process: positive regulation of exocytosis; melanosome transport. The transcript is spliced from 6 exons. Bases 1 to 675 code for a protein of 224 amino acids. Gene Ontology annotation, molecular function: GTPase activity; GTP binding. Gene Ontology annotation, cellular component: secretory granule; melanosome.
AUGACUGAUGGAGACUAUGAUUAUCUGAUCAAACUCCUGGCCCUUGGAGACUCUGGGGUUGGAAAAACAACCUUCCUCUACAGAUACACAGACAACAAAUUCAAUCCCAAAUUCAUCACCACAGUGGGGAUAGAUUUUCGGGAAAAACGAGUGGUGUACAACAGCAGAGGACCAAAUGGAUCUCCAGGAAAAGCCUUCAAGGUGCAUCUCCAGCUCUGGGACACAGCUGGCCAGGAAAGAUUUCGGAGCCUCACCACAGCGUUUUUCAGGGAUGCCAUGGGCUUUCUACUCAUGUUUGAUCUCACCAGCCAACAGAGCUUCUUAAAUGUCAGAAACUGGAUGAGUCAGCUGCAAGCCAAUGCAUAUUGUGAGAAUCCAGAUAUUGUCUUAAUAGGCAAUAAAGCUGAUUUGUCAGACCAAAGGGAGGUAAAUGAAAGGCAAGCAAAAGAGCUGGCAGACAAAUAUGGCAUCCCCUACCUGGAGACCAGCGCGGCCACGGGGCAGCGUGUGGAGGAGGCCGUGGGCACCCUGCUGGACUUGGUGAUGAAGCGCAUGGAGCAGUGCGUGGGCAGCAGCCAGGGCCCCAGCACACCCAACGGGGCCAGCUCGGGGCAGCUGGGGCCAGGCCCGCCCCCGGAGGAGAGGAGGGGCCCUUUAGAUAUCAAUGAGCACUGA